This is a messenger RNA of Cervus elaphus (red deer), 900 nucleotides long. Its product is annotated as serine protease 44-like. Lineage: Eukaryota; Metazoa; Chordata; Mammalia; Artiodactyla; Cervidae. Gene Ontology annotation, biological process: proteolysis. Gene Ontology annotation, molecular function: serine-type endopeptidase activity. The record is from RefSeq and is a predicted model, not a curated record. The transcript has 5 exons. The coding region runs from base 1 to 900 and encodes 299 amino acids.
AUGAGGGUCCUUGCCGUGGCCAGCUGCUUCUCUAACUGGAUUCUCAUGUUCCCAGGUGAGGGUGCCAGACCCAAGGAGGAUUGUGCAAUGAGCAUGGCAACCUCAGAGGCAUCAUCAUCAGCUUCAGGGCACCUGAAAUCCCUGCAGGUUCCAGUACCCGCCGUUGCCCCUGUGCCACCCACACCCACAGCGAAGGAGACCGUGGGAUCCAGCCAGACCCCUGUAUGGGAAGGGCUGCCUCCUCUAGGAGCCUGUGGCAGUCGGAUUUUGGGGGUAAUUGGUGGAAAGCCAGCCCCAGAAAGAAAGUGGCCCUGGCAGGUCAGCCUGCAGUUCAACGAUCGCCACAGAUGCGGAGGUUCCCUUAGUGCCCCACAGUGGGUGCUGACGGCAGCUCACUGUGUAGAACACUAUCGAAACCUUACGGUGAAGAUGGGAGCCACAUAUUUAUAUUCACGCUGCAAAACUACAGUGGAUGUUCCAGUUAAACACAUCAGUUCACAUAAGGAUUUUGAUUGGAACCUUACCCCUAAUGACAUUGCCCUUCUUCAGCUGGCCCACUCUGUGAAUUAUUCUGCGUGCAUUCAGCCAGUGUGUCUCCCUGAGAAGAACUUUGAAGUGAGACCUGGGACACAGUGCUGGAUAACUGGAUGGGGCCGAACUUUAGAAUUUGACCCAACUUCAGUGUCACCUAAACUUCAGGAAGCUGAGCAACUCAUUAUUUCCCUAAAGCAAUGUGCUGAGAUGGUCGAGAAAACAUCAAAUAAAUCAGGAGAUCAGGUUCAAAAAGGGAUGGUCUGUGCCCAGAACAUAAAGAGCGAAGGUCCCUGUAAGAGAGAUUCUGGAGGUCCCCUGGUCUGUCAGUUUCAUAGAUCAUGGGUCCAGGUGGGGAUUGUGAGCUAG